CAUAUGUCGCAUAUCACCACAGACCACGAAUGACGAAUCCGCAUAUCACUUUGUUUUGCUUUUGUGCAAUCCAUGCAGUCAGUCUACUCCGUCUACGCAAAGAAUCAAAAAAUAUUACAUAAAGUAGUUUUUGAAAGCGAAAGAUAGAUUCUUACUAAAAUUGUGAAUAUGAUAGCUUAUGGUGGUUAUAAUCAUUAAACAACAUAAGGGAAAGUAGGUGGUGGCGCGUGACAGGAUGAAGCUGGAGGAGUGCGGCGCGGAGCUGGGCGUGGCGGUGGAGGGCGCGGGCGGGCGCGCGCAGCGCCUGGCGGCGGAGGGCGGCGCGCUGGUGCUGAGCGAGGGCGGCGCGCGGCUGCGCGUGUGGCCGCUGCACGCCGUGGCCGUCAAGCCCGACCUGACGAGCGGCGCGGUGCUGGUGGAGGCGGGCGGCGAGACGCUGACGCUGCGCUGCGCGGAGGCGGGGCGUGCGGCGCUGCUGCAGCUGGCGGCGGCGGCGGGCGCGCGAGCGGCGCCGGGUGCGCCCACCGACGCGGCGCUGGCCGCGCUGCUGGACGACGCCGAGCCCGGCGACGCGGACGCCGAGCGUCGCGUGCGCCGCCUGGCCGAGCGCCUGGCGCGCCUCGACGCGCUCAACGUGGCCGGCAUGCUGGCCGCGGCCACUGAGGGCGGCGGCGCGCGCCUCGCCGAUCGCCUUGAAGCGGGCGGCGCGGCGAGCGGUGCGCUGGCGGCGCGGCUGGCGCGGCUCGAGGCGCUGACGCGCGCGGCGCCGGCGGCGUUGCACGCGCGCUCGGGCGCGGCACGCGCAGACGCAGCGGCCCGCGCGCUCCUCACGGAGCUCACGGACAUCUACGACUGGCUCGACAACCCCGCGCUGCAGGACCUCGACGCGCUGCCCGAGAUCUCGCUGGGCACGGCGGAGGGGCGCGCGCGCGCGCUGGCGGCGGCCGAGGCGCUGCGCGACGCGCUGGACGCGGCGCGCGCGGGUGAGGCGCGGCUGCGGCUGGGCGCCGUGCGGGAGCGGCUGCGGCGGCUGGCGCGCGCGCGUGACGCGUUGGCGGCGGCGCUGGCGCGACACCUCAACAACGCGCUCAUCCACCUCGGCAACGAGGCGACGGCGGCGACGGCGGCGCCGCGCGCGCGCGCUCACCACGCCGAGCUGGCGCCCUACGCGCCCUUCAUGCGCUGGCUCAAGUGCACGGACGAGAAGGCGUACGCGGCGCUGCUGCGCGUGUACUGCGGCGCGUGGGCGCGCGUGUACGAGCGCGACGUGCGCGCGGCCGCCGAGCGCGCCAAGCAGGAGCUGGCGCACGCGCCGCCCGAGCGCGUGGACGCGCUGCUGGACGAGGUGCUGACGCUGGUGGAGAGCACGUGCAACGCCGAGCAGGACUUCUGCACGCAGUUCUUCUGCCUCGACGUGGACGCGAGGGGCGCGGGCGGCGGCGGCUCGGGCGGGUCGGGCGCGUCGGGCGCGUCGGGCGGCGGCGCGGAGGCGCGGCGCGCGUCGGACGCGGCGCGGCGCCUGCGCGCGGAGCUGUUCCCCGCGCUGGAGCAGGAGCUGGUCGCGCUGGUGCAGCACAUCGAGAAGCACGAACCCUACGGCGCCAUGCGCGCGCUGGCGUGCGUGGGGCGGCGCGUGCUGCGCGGCGGCGAGGGCGAGGCGGAGGCGGGCGCGGGCGAGGCGCGCUGGGCGCGCGCGGCGCUGGCGGCCGUGGCGGUGGCCGCCAAGCGCGGCGCCGACCGCGUCGUGGCCGAGCGCCUGGCCGCGCUGCCCGACGCCGUCAAGCAGGCGGCGCGCAAGCCCAAGUGCGGCAUCCUGAGCUUCAUCCCGGAGCUGGAAGAGCUGAGCGCCGUGUGCGAGGCCAUCUUCGCGCGCGGGCGCCGCGCCGACCUCGACCGCUGGUACCUGGCGCUGGGCGCGGCGCAGCUGCGCGCCAUCGCCACGGCCUCGCACCCGCGCACGCCGCGCGCCGUGCUGCAGCUGGAGAACUACCACCGCCUGCACGCCUGCGUGAGCGCGCUGCGCGUGCCCGCGCUGGACGCGCUGCGCCGCGACGCGCGCGCGCGCUACGCGGACGCGCUGCGCGCCUACGUCACGCAGCAGUUCGGGCGCCCGCUGGAGAAGCUGGCCACGUUCUUCGAGGGCGUGGCCGAGGCGGUGGCGGGCGGUGUGCGCGAGGACGAAGUGUGCUACCGCGCCGCCUACAGCAAGCAUGAGCUCCGGCGCCUGCUCGCGCUCUACCCCGCGCACGAAGUGCGCAAGUCUCUGCAUCGGCUGUACCGCACGGUGGAGAAGCACCUGAGCGAGGAGGGCGGGCUGCUGCAGGUGGUGUGGCGCGCCAUGCAGGAGGAGUUCAUCGCGCAGCACGUCGCCUUGCAGGCGCGCAUUGCGGCGUGCUACCCGGGCGCGGGGCUGUCGCUGCCGCUCACCACGCAGGACAUCCUCGACGCGUUCUCUGACAUCGCGCGCGAGCACUAGCGCAUAGCCCCCGACCGACGCGGCGCAUCGCGGCGUGCUACCCGGGCGCGGGGCUGUCGCUGCCGCUCACCACGCAGGACAUCCUCGACGCGUUCUCCGACAUCGCGCGCGAGCACUAGCGCAUAGCCCCCGACCGACGCGGCGCAUCGCGGCGUGCUACCCGGGCGCGGGGCUGUCGCUGCCGCUCACCACGCAGGACAUCCUCGACGCGUUCUCCGACAUCGCGCGCGAGCACUAGCGCAUAGCCCCCGACCGACGCGGCGCAUCGCGGCGUGCUACCCGGGCGCGGGGCUGUCGCUGCCGCUCACCACGCAGGACAUCCUCGACGCGUUCUCCGACAUCGCGCGCGAGCACUAGCGCAUAGCCCCCGACCGACGCGGCGCAUCGCGGCGUGCUACCCGGGCGCGGGGCUGUCGCUGCCGCUCACCACGCAGGACAUCCUCGACGCGUUCUCCGACAUCGCGCGCGAGCACUAGCGCAUAGCCCCCGACCGACGCGGCGCAUCGCCUAAUGUUUCGAGUAACUCUUAUCAUCGGCUUUAAACUACAACUAACAGUAGUAGAAUACUUCAGAAAUAUUUUGUUACUUAAGUAUAUAAUUGUUUAGCAGCAACAUAUGUAUAUAGCUAGUCUACCAGCAAGAGCAAGUAAGUAAUGUAAAAUAAAUAUUUUAUUUUUAAAAAGAUUGUUUAAGUUAACCUAAUAGUAGUGUUUUGCGCGGAUGCGCGGACCACAACAGAGGUCAGCGAGCAUGCAAGGAUGCGCGGACCACAACAGAGGUCAGCGAGCAUGCAAGGAUGCGCGGACCACAACAGAGGUCAGCGAGCAUGCAAGGAUUGUUUUUGUAAAUCCAGGCAUUGUCUUCAUUCUCUAUAUUUCCUAAUUUGGAUGUUUGUAUUUGUAUGGAUUCAGGGCCUACACUUAUUUCU
Messenger RNA from Maniola jurtina (meadow brown), 3404 nucleotides. RefSeq names its product exocyst complex component 1 (gene Sec3). The coding region runs from base 236 to 2476 and encodes 746 amino acids. The record is from RefSeq and is a predicted model, not a curated record. Gene Ontology annotation, biological process: exocytosis; Golgi to plasma membrane transport. The transcript has 9 exons. NCBI's taxonomy places the organism in Eukaryota, Metazoa, Arthropoda, Insecta, Lepidoptera, Nymphalidae. Gene Ontology annotation, molecular function: phosphatidylinositol-4,5-bisphosphate binding. Gene Ontology annotation, cellular component: exocyst; plasma membrane.